CAUCACUACGUCUCCGAGCAGUUCGUCGACUACCUCAACGUCAGCGUGGACUUCCUCGUCGAGCUCUACUACAUCUUCAGCAACGUGGCUCUCUGGCUUGGGCUCUUCAAUGUUGAUGAUGGUGUGGACUUCCUCGACUACCUCUUCUACUGCGGGGACCUCCUGGAUGAGCUCUUCCAUGUCGAUGUGGACGUGGACCUCCUCGACUACACCCCCG
Symbiodinium necroappetens is the source of this 217-nucleotide messenger RNA. Lineage: Eukaryota; Dinophyceae; Suessiales; Symbiodiniaceae. The record is from the annotation of a GenBank genome assembly.